AUGACAACAACCAAAAAGGCUACGACAAGGGCCACAACGAAGACAACGAAGAAGCCGACCACAAAGACCCCAGCUCUACCGUGCUUCACUCAUUAUGCCUCAUCCACAAAAUAUGCGAAUUGUGCCGCUGUUGGUGCUGGCUUCAAAGCUGUUGGUGGAUCGUGUUACAAGGCAAUUUAUGUGAAUGCCGAUUAUGCUGGAGCAAGAGCCAAAUGUAAGGCUGCUCAUGUGGAUGCGGACUUGGCCACGAUUCGAUGUGAUGCGGAGAACACGGGAGCUUCUGGUGUUGUGUCGGCUGCUCUGAAGACUCAAUGUUUAUCGUUUGGAGAGUUCUUCCACAGUCAACUGUUGUUGGGAAUCAAUAAUGUGACAAGAACUAGUGGAAUUUCCUGGACGAAUGGAGCCAAUACGACUUAUCGCAACUGGGCCCCAGGAGAGCCAAACGGAAGUCCGGUCGAUGCAGUCAGCAGUGCAACGCUCUACAUUGCGUCAACAAAUCCAGCUGGUGGAGUGACGUAUCCACUGGGAAAAUGGGAAAACACGCCACCAGAUUGGGUGGUUUGUGCUGCUCUCUGUGAAGUGAUCACGGCAAAGACGGGAACUGGUUGUGGAUUGCGGCCGUGUACCGCGGCGACAAAAACGACAACCACAAAGAAAACGACAACAACCACAACUACGACCACAACGACACCAGCGCUACCAUGUGUCACAACUUCGGUACCCACCACAACCUAUGCCGAUUGUGCAGCUGUUGGUGGUGGCUUCAUUGAUGUCGGUGGAUCGUGUUAUCAAGCAAUCUUCAUCAAUGACUCUUACAUUGGUGGAGCUAGAGCCAAAUGUCAGGCAUUGAAUCCCAAUGCUGACUUGGGCACGAUUCGAUGUGAUUCGGAGAAUACAGGAGUUGCCAAUCUUGUACCAGCUGCUUUGAAGACUCAAUGUUCAACGUUUGGAAAUUUCUUUUAUAGUCAAAUGUUAUUGGGAAUUAACAAUGUGACAACGACGAGUGGGGUUGCCUGGUCAAAUGGUGCCAACUCGACUUAUCGAAACUGGGCCCCAGGAGAGCCAAACGGAAACAGUCCAGCAGAAACAGAUGCAGCCAGCAGUGCAACGUUCUACAUUGCGUCCACAGAUCCAGCUGGUGGCACGUAUCCGCUGGGACAAUGGGAAAACAUGCUACCAACUUGGGUGGUUUGUGCGACUCUCUGUGAAGUGAUCACGGCAAAAACCGGAAAUGGUUGUGGCUUCUCACCGUGCCAGAAUGGUCCG
Mesorhabditis belari is the source of this 1266-nucleotide messenger RNA. NCBI's taxonomy places the organism in Eukaryota, Metazoa, Nematoda, Chromadorea, Rhabditida, Rhabditidae. The record is from the annotation of a GenBank genome assembly.